Messenger RNA from Symsagittifera roscoffensis, 805 nucleotides. Its product is annotated as dynactin subunit 6-like. Gene Ontology annotation, biological process: mitotic spindle organization. The record is from RefSeq and is a predicted model, not a curated record. NCBI's taxonomy places the organism in Eukaryota, Metazoa, Xenacoelomorpha, Acoela, Convolutidae. The transcript has 4 exons. Bases 30 to 677 code for a protein of 215 amino acids. Gene Ontology annotation, molecular function: dynein complex binding. Gene Ontology annotation, cellular component: dynactin complex.
ACUUAUUAAAUAGUUUCAGAUACUAACUGAUGCCAGUGUCGCGUGAACACAGUACGGCAUCUGCCGCCUCAUCCCAUAGUGGAACUGGAGCAAGAACUACUCUGAGGAUGGGGGCAGGUACUCAAGUUUGCGCAGAUGCAGAACUGAAGGGAGAGAUAUCGAUUGGGCAGAGGUGUUUCGUCCACCCGAAAGCCAGGAUUAUAGCAGAGGCGGGACCCAUCAUAAUGGGCGAUGGAAACAUGAUUGAAGAGCAAGCAUUGAUCAUAAAUGAAUUCGAUACAACAGAAAAAUCUAGCGGAGGGCCGAUGGAUCGGCAGAUCAUGUACAUAGGCUCCAACAACAUGUUCGAGAUAGGAACAACCGUCAAGAGUAAAAAGAUAGGCGACAACAAUGUAUUCGAAUGCAAGAGUUUCAUAGGCAAAAAUGUCGAAGUUUCAAGCGGGUGCACAAUUGGAGCGUUAUGUUGUGUAAUGUGUAGAGAUAGAUUACCAGAGAAUUGUGUGAUUUAUGGUCAAGAUAGGCUAAGAAGGAUAGCGGCUGAAAGACCUCAGAAUCCGAAUGUCCUCUACGAGUAUUUAUCACACGUGGCACCUAAGUUUCACAAUAUGAAAAGAAGCUCGAAAAGUCAAAGCAGCAGCAGUAGUGCGGCCGCUGCGCAGAAAACUCCGACUCAAUAAAAACACCCUCUUUAGUUCUGUGUCUUUUAUUUAGUAGAAAGUAUUGGAAAUGGGAUUAAUUGCCUGUUAGAAGAGUUUUUCAUUUUUAAUAUUUCUGGUAUCGAAAUAAUUCAAAUAUAUUUGUUUAG